AAGGAGGCAGAUCAGCUGAAGCAGGACCUGCAGGAAGCCCGUGAGGCAGAGCGAAGAGCCAAGCAAAAGCUCCUGGAAAUCACCACCAAGCCCACAUACCCGCCCAUGAACCCAAUUCCAGCACCGUUGCCUCCCGACAUACCAAGCUUCAACCUCAUUGGUGACAGCCUGUCUUUCGACUUCAAGGAUACUGACAUGAAGCGGCUUUCCAUGGAGAUAGAGAAAGAAAAAGUGGAGUACAUGGAGAAGAGCAAGCAUUUGCAGGAGCAGCUCAAUGAGCUCAAGACUGAGAUCGAGGCCCUGAAACUCAAAGAGAGGGAGACAGCCUUGGAUAUUCUGCACAACGAAAACUCCGACCGGGGUGGCACCAGCAGCAAGCACAAUACCAUCAAAAAGGUACCGAGUCUCCUGUCCUUCGCUGAUCAGGACAGUCAUUAAUGAAAUGUGAGGUUG
Leptonychotes weddellii (Weddell seal) is the source of this 453-nucleotide messenger RNA. NCBI's taxonomy places the organism in Eukaryota, Metazoa, Chordata, Mammalia, Carnivora, Phocidae. The record is from RefSeq and is a predicted model, not a curated record.